AUGCAUAUGAUUAUUACGUUGCUAUCGAGUGCACUACUUAAUUCUACUGCAGCAUUUUUGCCAAUGUCUUCACCAAAGCCUGCAGAUACUCUUAAUGGAAAAAGAGCCAUCAAGAAGCAUAGAAAAAAUAGUAAGGAAAAGAAAAAUGAACUCUUCAUAUUCCUGGAGAUAGACAAAAAAAAUUCCGCAAGGUGGUGA
Molecule: messenger RNA, 198 nt
Organism: Dentiscutata erythropus
Lineage: Eukaryota; Fungi; Glomeromycota; Glomeromycetes; Diversisporales; Gigasporaceae
Source: the annotation of a GenBank genome assembly